Molecule: messenger RNA, 4982 nt
Organism: Phyllopteryx taeniolatus (common seadragon)
Lineage: Eukaryota; Metazoa; Chordata; Actinopteri; Syngnathiformes; Syngnathidae
Gene: tut4
Product: terminal uridylyl transferase 4
Exons: 31
Coding region: 496-4554 (1352 amino acids)
Molecular function (GO): zinc ion binding; nucleic acid binding; RNA uridylyltransferase activity
Source: RefSeq, a predicted model, not a curated record
ACCACGCCCUCGAGGAUGUGCGUCACUGCGACUCCCGCAAUGCACCGCGGUGUGAUGUACGAACAUGGCGUCGAAUGCGGUUUUGACCAGGCCCCGGGCUCCGCUUCGCACGUCCAAUAGAACCACGGAGGCAUCUUAAAUCAAUUUUACAACUCGAGAUUUGACGAAGGAAACUGCAGAGAGAGAGAGAGAGAGAGCGCACUGACGCUUCCAAGUGCACCAAAGAAAAACCCAGUGGACCAAAAGGAUGAUGUUAAUUUCGGGGCCGCAGGUAAAGCUUCAUCGGAUGGAGGUAAAAGACGCUCAUCAAGGUUAAAUAGACUGACUGGAAGAACAAGUUCUGGGGAAAAAGACAACAACUCAUUUGCAAAUAGAGAGACCAACUCUCCUAUUGUGCCAACUAGUACACAUGAGAAAGUCUCCUUAGAUCAGAAGAAUAGUUUCAUUGUCGCUGCAGGAAAUGAAAAGCGUCAUGGAUUGGAAGCUGCAGCACUGAUGCAUCACACUGUUGAGGGGAGCACACCUGCGGUGCCAGUUACAAUGGAAGGAUCGCUGACAGAGCAACAGCUUGGCCUCCGACAGGCGGAGGAGCGCCUUUACAGAGAUUAUAUUCACAGUCUUUUAAAACAAUCCCCAGAAUACCCCAAAUAUCAAUACAUAUGCAAGCUCUGUUCGGUUCAUAUUGAGCACAUUCAAGCAGCGCACAAACACAUAAAGGAGAAAAGACACAAGAAGAACAUAAUGGAAAAACAGGAGGAGAACGAACUGCGUGCCCUGCCACCCCCCACAGUUUCACAGCUAAGGGCCAUCGACACAGCUGUUCUGGAAACAGCCAGGCAGCACGGAAUUUCGGAGGAGGACUUUGAGCAUCGGAAGGCCGUGGUUACGAGGAUGGAGGACAUAAUAAAGAAACACCGCUCAGCUUGCACUCUAAGUCUCUACGGUUCUUGUCUUACCCGAUUUGCCUUUAAGACGAGUGAUAUCAACAUUGAUGUCAACCACCCAUCCACAAUGACGCAACCGGAAGUCCUGAUUCAAGUGCUUGACAUCCUCAAAAAUAGCACUGAAUUUUCAGAGGUUGUGUCAGACUUUCAUGCCAAAGUUCCUGCCAUCAUCUGUCGUGAUGUCAUAAGUGGCCUGAUGUGCAAAGUCAGUGCAGGUAAUGAUGUUGCUUGUCUGACCACAAAUCACAUGGCAGCCUUGGCAAAGUUGGAACCCAGGUUGGUUCCCCUGGUGCUGGCUUUCCGGUAUUGGGCAAGGCUGUGUCACAUUGACUGUCAGGCCGAGGGUGGAGUCCCCUCAUAUUCCUUCGCUCUCAUGGUCAUCUUCUUCUUGCAGCAGAGGAAUGAGCCAAUUCUCCCAGUCUACUUUGGCCACUGGAUUGACGGCUUUGAUGUGAAACGUGUGGACGAGUAUCAUCUGACAGGAAUCCAGUCAGACAUGUAUGUGCAAUGGGAGCACAGACCUUCUCGCACCACGGAUGGGCAGGGAGAGAAUCGAAACGAGGCUAAGGGGGAAGGCAAAUCAAAACCAGAACGCAGUAAACCUGAUAAAGCUCAGUUUUCACACGGCUUGGCCCGGCUGACUUUUGAAUUGUGUAAAAACGUCUCACUGGGACAGUUAUGGUUGGAACUCAUGCGUUUCUACACACUUGAGUUUGCAUUGGAAGAGUACAUUAUCAGCAUCCGUUUAAGAGCGCUUGUCUCUCGGGAAAUGAAGAACUGGCCUCGUCGCCGUCUUGCUAUCGAAGAUCCAUUUGCUUUGAAGAGAAAUGUUGCACGAAGCUUGAACAGCCAAAUGGUGUUUGAGUAUAUACAGGAGCGGUUCCGCACAGCUUAUAAAUACUUUGCCUGCCCACAGAGAAAAGGGAGGAUGGAGCAGAAAAGCAAGAUGGCUGGCAAGCGAGGGUCUAAGUUGUUACAAGUAGAGAAGGAGGCCGUAUCAAAGUGUGCUAGCAAGAUAGAGACUACGUUACCAAAUUUAACAGAUGAGAAAAUUCAGUUGCUGUUCCAACAAUCACAGGAUAAUGGUGAAAGUGUGACUGACCAUAAAGAUCAGUCAGAUCAGUCUAUAAAGGAGGAUGAGAAGACACUUGAUGGCAACCUCAUGGAAAUGUCCCUCAGGGAAGAGAACAAAGCAUCUGAACACUUGUCAAUCCCUGCUCUUUCUAUCAAUGGGUUACUUGACAAAGAAGUAAAUGAUGAGGAGUGUUACUCUGAAAAAGAAGGGAUCAUAACAUCAGAAGAGCUUCACUAUAUCUUUGAUAAGAUGAUAUUCACUGGCGGGAAGCCUCCAAAUGUUGUGUGCAGUAUUUGCAAACGAGAUGGUCACCGAAAAGACGAAUGUCCAGAUGACUUUAAGAAGAUGGAGUUGAAACCCCUGCCUCCAAUGAACACCCAUUUCAGAGAGAUCCUUAAUGGUCUUUGCAAACUGUGCCACUAUGAACUAGCACCCACACAUGCUGAGCAGCAGAAGCGAGAGCAAAUCCUGGCCAGUCUGGAGAGGUUCAUCAGGAAGGAGUACAAUGAUAAAGCUCAGCUGUGUUUGUUCGGAUCCUCCAAGAAUGGCUUCGGUUUCCAUGACAGUGACCUUGACAUUUGCAUGACUCUAGAAGGUCAUGAGACUGCUGAGAAGCUGAACUGUAAGGAGAUCAUCGAAGGCCUUGCUAAAGUACUAAAGAAGCAUGCAGGUCUGAGGAACAUAUUGCCUAUUACUACAGCAAAAGUGCCUAUCGUGAAGUUUGAACACAGGCAGAGUGGUUUGGAGGGAGACAUCAGUCUCUACAAUACUCUGGCUCAACACAACACCAGAAUGCUGGCUAUGUAUGCAGCCCUGGACGAACGUGUGCAGUUCCUGGGAUAUAUGAUGAAAGUCUUCGCAAAGCGCUGUGACAUUGGCGAUGCAUCCAGAGGAAGUCUCUCAUCUUACGCAUACAUCCUGAUGGUGAUUUACUUUCUGCAGCAGAGGCAGCCUCCAGUCAUCCCAGUCCUGCAGGAAAUCUUUGAUGGAACAAGUAUUCCCCAGAAAAUAGUAGAUGGUUGGAAUGCCUUCUUCUUUGAUGACCUUGAAGAUUUGCGCCUGCAUAUGUCAGUGCUGGAACUCAACACAGAAUCUGUGGGUGAGCUAUGGUUAGGCCUCCUGCGCUUCUACACCGAAGAGUUUGACUUCAAAGAGCACGUCAUCACCAUCCGCCAAAAGAAACGCCUCACCACCUUUGAAAAACAGUGGACGAGCAAAUGCAUUGCUAUUGAAGAUCCUUUUGAUUUGAAUCAUAAUCUUGGUGCUGGAGUUUCUCGCAAAAUGACAAACUUUAUCAUGAAGGCUUUCAUAAAUGGGCGAAAGCUGUUUGGAACUCCCUUCUAUCCGGUCCCUGGUACUGAAGUGGACUACUUCUUUGACGCAAAGGUUCUAACAGACGGCGAGUUGGCACCAAAUGACAGGUGCUGUAGGAUCUGUGGAAAGAUUGGACAUUAUAUGAAGGACUGUCCCAAGCGACGCAGAAUGAAAAAGAGAGAAAAUGACAAAGAUGACGAUGUAAAAGAGGAAGAGCGGGAGCAAAAAGACAGGCGUUGUUUUCAGUGUGGGGACACUGGUCACGUAAGGAGGGACUGUCCUGAAUACCGCCAUCUAAAGCAGAGGACUGCCGGGGCAACAGCUCCUCACAUGGUACGGUCUUUGGUGAAUUCUCAGUCCAUCACUGGCUCCCAGGUAGUGCCAGACUGUCCUGGAAGGGCCAGGCUAUCCUCGGAGAGCUCAGACAGUCGCCAGAUUCUACCCUAUUCUCCACAGCCCACAGCUGUGUCUCAAAGUUCCCCUCAGUCCUGCAGUUCUCCCAAGCCCUCCCAAAAUAAAACCAUUUCUUCAGGUCCCCAGAAACAGCCCACUUACCCCCAGGUCCCUCUCUCCAUUUUCAACUUCCCUUCAUCCCACCCAGGCCAAUAUCACCUUGGGACACUCUCUGAACUGUGGCCUCUUCCCUCCCACCAGCACCAGUCGCAUCCAUCGCAGAGCCAGUCUCAUCACUCAGCUCACAUCCCCACUCCAUCCUGGCCCAUUCACAGACCUCUGCUUUCUACAAAUACAACGACCGCCCCCUCCCCGCCUGGCUUGAAAUUUGCUCUUCAUUCAGCAUUGGGAAGUACCACAAGCUCCGGGGGCAGCCCCAACCCCAUAAACCUGAAUGAUCCUAGUAUCAUUUUCGCACAGCCGGCAGGAAGACCAGUGGGCAUUGGUGGGCCAGGACGGGAAGGACACUGGCUCAAUCACUUGGCACAACCUGGCUCACUUAUGGGAAAUGGCACUGUGGUCAAGUCAGAAUUGGGCCACCCAGCAGAGUUUAUUGGUGCGAGCCAAGGUUCUCAGCUGUGGGAGCACAAUAAAACACCCCAGUACACACUGUCUCCUUCCUGGCCCUCCCGAAUGCCCCAGAAGUUUAUCCAGCAGGGAAACAGUGGCUCCCAACCAGGCUCUGUGGUGCAACCGAAUCCAACCUUGCCCAUGGGUCCCCACGUCAGACACCCAGUGAAUCUGAAGUUCAUCCAGCAGAAGAAGUGAACUGCCUUUUUUUUGUUUUGUUUUAUAUUUUGGUUUAUGGCCAGUGACACAAAAAAGUCAAAUUAUGUACCCUUUGCACCAUUUCUAUCACCAGAAAUUUGAAAUAACUUGUAUAAUUUUUGUACAGCUUUUAUGUUUUAUUUUUUGGGUCUCAUUACAUUGAUUUGUGAUACAAAUGUCAAAUAUUUUAAUUCCCCAAUUUUGAGGGGCUCCAAAAGUGUUUUUAUUUUAUGUAUGAAGUAAGGAGGAAAAAUGUAAACAUAUUUUUAUGGGCUUCUGUGUUUGCCAUGAGAUGAAAGAUUUGAACAGGUACAGUAUUUGAUUCAAAAACAGUCUUGAGAUGUCACUCUAAUCAUUUAGUGCCACUGUCAUUAGCACGAAUAAGGGAAGAAUACCUAUUAGGAAAAGAAUAAAAUCAUGGCAAACCA